ACAAUAUUACACGGCUUAGAAACGGUAUUAAUUAAAUGAGUUUUGGUAUUCGAUGUAUUGUAUUAUUAUUGUUGUUGUCGCCAGUUCGUGGAAAACCGACUAACCGACAAUCGCCGACGACGACAAAAACAAAAACAGUGUAGGAUCGCGCGUGCCGAGUGCCGACUGCCGCGCGGAGUUUGGUUAUUAUUCAUUACGAAUCGCGAGUCGCUAGUCGUUACAUCUCCAUUGUUCACUUGUAAGUUGACGACGGUUCCAGCAAGUUCAUCUUUGCAAUACGUCUUUUAUUUCUUUUUAGUCUCCAAAUCCAAAACAACUUAUUCGCACGUUUUACAUUAAUCGUGCAAUACUCCAAUUUUACGAUAUACGAAAAGAAAAUAACCGGGACAACUUAAUACAUUGCGAUCACCACUAUAUCCAUUUAAAGGAUAUUAUAUUAUAUUAUAAUAUCGGUUUGAUCAUCGUCGUAUUUAUUAUAGUUUAUAAUUUUCUGGACCGUUAAGAUUUAGUUACUUUUUGAAAAUUGAAUAUUAUCUGAAUGAAAAUGGAAAUGUAUUGCACACCUCAAAACAAUGUUUUAUUCUGCGAUUACUACACGCCUACACCUCGUUAUCCACUAUCGCCAUAUUCUCAAUCGUCAUAUAUAUCGAGUACAUCAAGUUAUUCACAAUCUUCUUUUUCACCAAUCUCAUCACCUUAUACUCCACCAUCUAAAAAUUCAGAAUCAUUUGCAAAUGGAAAUGAUAAUGUAUUUAAAUUUCCUUCAAUAGUUCAAGACCAAUAUAUUCCUACACGUGAAGAUUUGAUUAGUGCUGCUAUUACUAGAGCAAAAACUUUGAUUGAAAUAGAAGAAAUUGGUCAGCGUUUAAUUUCAGUUGAUAAAAGACAUGUCAUUCAAAAUAAUGGUCAAAAAACAUUAUUGCCAACAAUUAAACAAGAACCAAAACGUGGUAGUGAGUUAUAUAUUGCAUUACCAAAAGCUUGUUUGGAAGGUUUUCUUUAUGCUAUUUUUUCACAGUUUGGAACUGUUCAUCAAAUCCGAUUAAUGAUGCAUUUCUCUGGUUCAAAUCGAGGAUAUGGUUAUGUAAUGAUGAGUAGUCCUAUGGAAGCUGAGACUGCCCUGGCUAAACUCAAUGAGCUCACUCUUCCUGGUAUCAGAGGUCACUUAUUAGUGAGCAUGUCAACUGAUAACAGAACAUUAUUUGCUAGAAACAUACCUAUGGAUUUAUCUGAAGAACAAUUGCAAACAGAAUUUGAGAAACGUGUAGAAGGAGUAAAGAAAGUUAGAGUUUUCAACAACACAGAUGAUCCUAGCAAAAAUAGGGAAUUUUGUUUUGUAAUAUUCAAAGAUCAUAGAAGUGCUGCUUUAGCACGUCGCUCGAUGGCAGAAAGUCCAUUUUUUAUAAAUGGAAUUUCAAUUAAAAUUCAAUGGGCAGAAUCUGAACCAGUAUUUCGACACUCUGUUUUGAUGAGGAUGAAACAAUUACAUAUUAGGAAUAUGAAUGCCCAAACAACAGAAGAAGAUAUAUGGAAAAUUUUGUGUCAACAUGUUACACCAAAUAAUAUUGUAUUUAUUAAGAAAAAUAAUACAUGUGCUAGAAUUAAAUUUAUUCGCCAUGAAUAUGCAGAUAUAGUACGGAAAAAUCUUGAUGGUAAAAGAGUUCAUGGAAUUAAUUGGAUAGUGAUGUGGGACAAGAUAGAAGGAACCAAGUAUGAAUGUGAAGGAUAUUUUAAGCAUUUAAGUAUAUAAUCUUAUGGUAAUUAUUUAUACUUGUAUAUAAGUAAAUGUAUAUAUAUCUUUUGUAAACCCAUUAUGAAUUAUUUAAUCAAUACUGCAUCAAUAAUAAUUAAAAUCUAGUUUCCAAAAUAUUUACUUUUUAAUUGAAUGACAUUAACUUACCGACAUCUCCAUUAUUUAAAAAGACUGGUUCCACAGAUACAUUACAGUCAAUUGCCUUGUUUUCAAUUGCAUUUCUAAUGUGGAUUCCCUUUCCUAGUUGACUGCAGCCUUGGAUACCACAAGAUAAAAUAAAUUUAACAUAUGAUUCUUGUUCGGUGUAGUAUUGUGUUAAAUAAUCAAAUGCUUUUUCAACCUAUAAGAUUAAAAUUAACAGUAUAUAAUAUUGUUUAUAUUAUUUUUAAUUUAUAUAAUGUAUAUAUGUUCAACAAAUUAAGUUAAAACAUUAAAUAGAAGUGUCUAUUAAUGUAAAUUAUUUGUGAAUAAAUGUAAAAUAGAUUAUAAUUUUUUUUCUAAGUUAUGAAAAUUAUAUUUUAUAAACUGUUCAUACUAUUUUAAAGGAUAAUCUUUUUAAUUGAAUUUCUUUUAAACAACUGUUUAAUAAAAAUAAUUUUAAGUA
This is a messenger RNA of Rhopalosiphum padi (bird cherry-oat aphid), 2357 nucleotides long. RefSeq names its product probable RNA-binding protein 46. Gene Ontology annotation, cellular component: nucleus. The coding region runs from base 539 to 1750 and encodes 403 amino acids. Gene Ontology annotation, molecular function: mRNA binding. The transcript has 7 exons. Lineage: Eukaryota; Metazoa; Arthropoda; Insecta; Hemiptera; Aphididae. The record is from RefSeq and is a predicted model, not a curated record.